CUCAAUUUCAUAUCAAAUUAUCCAAUUGGGUGAGGUCGUUCAAUAAGAAAAAUUAAUACAAAUUAAUAUUAAACUCAAUUAUUUUUAUUGCAAUAACAUCAAAACUAGCCAUCUUAUCGAACUCAAAAAAUAACAAUGUAUACUGUACCAGUUAUACCUCCCGAUUUACGCCACGAAGAAACAAUUAUCCAAGCAGCUAAUGCCUUAAAUUGUUUACAAUCGACAAUAACAAACAUUUUCGAUCGUAUCGACAAACGUAUUUCGAAAAACAAUGACAAAAUCAACGAACUAAGUUCGCGUGUCAAUUUAGCUUCGCAAAAAAUUCAAAACCUCACUGGCACCAAAAAGGCUAUUAAAAUAUUUUCGCCAGCUAAAUUUCCUUCGUCGCAUGUUUUUCGAAACAUCGAAUUGACCUUCAACGAUGCGGAAGCAAUCGAUUCAAACACUAGUAUCCUAAAUGACCAUGAAAUAACGAGUCGAGUUGACCUUGGUCCAACCAAUAUUCAAGAGAAAUUGGUAUUUUUUCAUUUUCGCAGUGCGAAACAGAAAUCAACUGCCGCUGGAGUGUCCAGUCAUCGUGGACUUGGUGACAUUCCAACUAACUCAAAAUCUAUCAAUUCAGUUUUGUUGUUUAGUACAGCAGAAAACGUUUACGGUGCUCGUAAGGCCGCCGAUGAGAUGAGUCGAGUUCAAAGAAAUCGAAAUAAAGGCGCCAAGAAGGCGGAAGUUGGCACUGGUCGUGGUUUAAUUAUAGAACCGGCACCAUUGUCGUUGAGCAAUCGUCAAAAAGGUGCUGAGAAGAGACAACAAGGUCUCUUCUACACGCCCAAGUUGAAUGAGGCACCGACUAUUGACUUGCCAGCCGAUUUGCCUGAUUUACCUGGCAUUGCGGGUGACAUUCAGUUUGAUCAUGCUGACACCCAUCAGAUUGCUCCGUCGUUAUUUUUUGAAAAUUUUCUAGAAAUACCCAAAGUGCCUGUGGUUGUUGAGAGCACUCAAAUCGAAGAUGAAGAAAUUCCUUCGGUUCUAAAAACACCAGAGCAGCCACCUAAACCAGCGGGGGUGAUGAGUUCUACAUCUCCAAUUCCACCGCCUCCUCCGCCGCCGCCGGUUAUGCCUGAAAUUGCAUCAGUUGCACCGCCUCCUCCACCGCCAGCUCCACCUAUGGCAGCUCCAUCGAAACAAAAUCCACUGCCACCAAAAGCAGCUCCUGAAAUUGAUGUUCGGUCAAAUCUGAUGGAUGCCAUUCGAAAGGCAGGUGGAGCUCGAGGAGGCCGUUUACGUGCUGCUGCUGAUGUCGCCCGACAAACAUCCACCGAACAACUUGAUGUCGUGCCGGACAAACCGAAAAUAACCUCUGGUGGUGAUUUAAUGGCUGAUUUACAUAAUAAACUUCUUAUGCGGAGAAAAGGAAUCUCAGGAGCUAAAGAUGGACAAGGAAAUCCCACCGAUGGUGGAGGUGUAAUGAGUCGUUUGUCAUCUUUAAUUCCACCACCACCUGCGAAAAAUCAAAAUUCUUCAUCAGAUGAAGAUGAAACUGGAGAUGAUGCCGAUUGGGCUGAUUAGAAAUCGCUCAAAAUUAAUAAUUUGUGCCUUUGUUUUUCAAAAAAAUAGAAAAAGAAAAUAAAAGCUGAAUAAUGUAAUAUGAGUUUGAAAAACUGUUGUAAACAAAAUUUUUUGAUUAUAAUACUAGAUAAAUUGUAUACGUAACGAACAAAUAAACUGAAUUAUUAUAAUAUAGAAAUAUACAAUAAAAUUAAUAUAUCAACUA
Messenger RNA from Episyrphus balteatus (marmalade hoverfly), 1771 nucleotides. RefSeq names its product WASH complex subunit 1 (gene wash). Gene Ontology annotation, biological process: endocytic recycling; Arp2/3 complex-mediated actin nucleation; exocytosis. Gene Ontology annotation, molecular function: gamma-tubulin binding; alpha-tubulin binding. The record is from RefSeq and is a predicted model, not a curated record. NCBI's taxonomy places the organism in Eukaryota, Metazoa, Arthropoda, Insecta, Diptera, Syrphidae. The transcript has 2 exons. Gene Ontology annotation, cellular component: early endosome; recycling endosome; WASH complex. The coding region runs from base 136 to 1566 and encodes 476 amino acids.